This is a messenger RNA of Tupaia belangeri chinensis (Chinese tree shrew), 624 nucleotides long. It is a transcript of the gene CCDC92B, whose product is annotated as coiled-coil domain containing 92B. The transcript is spliced from 5 exons. Lineage: Eukaryota; Metazoa; Chordata; Mammalia; Scandentia; Tupaiidae. The coding region runs from base 94 to 624 and encodes 176 amino acids. The record is from RefSeq and is a predicted model, not a curated record.
GCGCUUCCCCGCACCCAGCCCGGCCCGGACCCAGGGCCCCGCCGGCUGGUCGCUCCCUCGGGUCCCGAAGGUGGGACCCAGGCCUGGGUUGCCAUGGAUACCGUGUCCCUGGAGCAUCAGAUCCAGAGCGUGCAACGCCACAUCAGCUUCCUGAAAAAGGAGCAGAUGGCCCUGCUGCGAGACCUGCACCUGGAAAUCCUGAGGCUGCAGAAACGCUGCUCAGAACUGACCCAUGACCUGGAGAUGAGAGAGGCCCAAUCUCACCAGCAAGAGGCGGCAUCCCGGGAGCUAGAGAGCAAGUGCCGCGCGCUGGAGUCGCAGCUGGCGGCGCGGACCGCGGCCAACGCGGAGCUGCGGCAGGAGGUGGCGCAGCGCGAGGCGCUCGUGUCCGCCCUGCGCUGCAGCCUGCGCGCCGAGGAGCGCCGCUUCCUGGAGGAGGUCUUGAUCCUGCCACAGGCCAAGUAUGGGCAGACCCAGCAGGGAAAGCAGCAGGUGGGGACCCCUCAGCUGUGGAACAAGCAGGGCACAAUGGGCAAGGCCGUGUGCGGCUCUGUGCCACUGCUCCCUCCAUCCACCACAGUGACCUGCAAUUUGGGGGCACUGUCCGGGGCUGGAGCAGGAUAG